Messenger RNA from Dalotia coriaria, 2275 nucleotides. RefSeq names its product organic cation transporter protein-like. NCBI's taxonomy places the organism in Eukaryota, Metazoa, Arthropoda, Insecta, Coleoptera, Staphylinidae. Gene Ontology annotation, molecular function: transmembrane transporter activity. The coding region runs from base 462 to 2156 and encodes 564 amino acids. The transcript is spliced from 5 exons. The record is from RefSeq and is a predicted model, not a curated record. Gene Ontology annotation, biological process: transmembrane transport. Gene Ontology annotation, cellular component: membrane.
GUACACUUAUCUGGCAAACAAUUCGGCGAUAUUUACGACUGCUUCUGGGUGCUGGCAGUUCGCAACGAGCGCAAAAAAAAUUCACCUUUAGUCGCUGGCUACACUCGUGACAUUCGCAAUUAUAAAUUAUAAAGCGAACGCAAUUUGACAAGAUAAGAAGAUGUCCGGCAGACGCUUAAGCGAUACGAGUCAAUAACAUAUUAUCUCAGUGCGCUAGAGUACUAAUAAGCCUGAUUACACUCAUUUCUCGCACGCAUGGUAAAAAUAGCCGUAAACAAACUUUCGUGUUUUACCAAUUCGAGCGCGCAUAAUUGGCCGGCGAGAGUAAUUCAAUUGCACGCUCGGUGCAUACGCCAAGUCACUCACCAGUUUUUAACUGGGACCGUUAAAUCGUCCACGAGAUAAGAAAACAGAAAAAAAACAUAAAAUACUGGAUUUUAUAUUCAAUCAUAAAUUUUAAAAUGUCUGAAAAACAUGGUGGAAGUAGUAGGAGUAGUAGAAACACUCCUGACAUCCUGUCACAAAGUUUUGACAGCGAUAGUAGCGACACCGUGGAUGUUGACGGAAUGCUCGCACAUGUAGGCAACUUUGGUCGCUUCCAACUGGUGCUCAUUGCGUUGUUUAGCUUGAUCAACGCCCUCUCUGCAUUCCAUUACUUUGGCCAAACCUUCAUCAGUGUAGAACCGCAACAUGCCUGCGUAAUUCAUCCCGAGGAUAAUCUAAAUAACACGUUGUUGACACAAAUUGCUUACUACAAUGCGGAUGCAUGUAAGGUAACCUACAAAAACGAGAAUCACACACCGAUUGCAGUCGAACACUGUCGACACUGGGAGUAUAACAGUAGUUAUGGAUAUGUCAGCUUAGUACAAGAAUUGAAUUGGGUGUGUGAUGAUGCUUGGAAGCCUGCAUUGGGCCAAAGCGUGUUUUUUGUUGGUUCGUUAAUUGGUAGUCUUGGAUUUGGCAUACUUGCGGACCGUAUAGGACGUCUUCAUGUCCUGGUAGCUGCUAAUGUGUGUGCAUUUGUAGGCAACUUCAUUACCAUCUUUGCAAACGACGCCAUUACUUAUGGUUGUGCGCGUUUUGUUGCUGGAUGUGCCACAGACACGAAUUUUGUCAUGAUGUAUAUGAUCGUAAUGGAAUACAUGAAGCCGUCAAUGCGUACAGCUGGACUUAACCUAUCAAUAGGCGUGUUCUAUUGUGUGGCAUCCAUGUUAGUUCCAUGGUUGGCCGUCUUGAUGCAUCAUUGGCAGUACUUUCUGCUAGCGAUAUCAGUACCACAUUUAUUAGUUGUAUUGUUUUAUUUUGCUGUGCCUGAAAGCGCACAGUGGUUGAUUAGUAAAGGUCGAUUCGAUGAAGCGAUGCGUUGCUUUGUACGCAUUGCACAAACUAACAAUCGUCGACUUGACGAUAAAGUAGGCAACCAACUACGCACAUACAUGAAAGAACAUAUUAAAUCAGAACAUAGUCAUGCCAGCUUUUUGGGACUCAUGAAAACGCCACGUUUGAGACGAAAGACGUUAAUUCUUAUAUUUAAAUCAAUGGUAUUAAGCUUGUGUUAUGAUGCAAUCGCACGUAACAUCAACGGAUUUGGUUAUUCGCCAUUCCUGAUCUUCAGCGCCACCUCAGCGACAAUUUUCCCAGGCUGUGUGGUGAUACUCCUCCUUCAAGAUCGUAUCGGCCGCAAAGCACUAGCUUCGGGUUCGUUGUUCAUAGGGGGCGUAUUCAUCUCCCUUGUAGGUGUUAUACUCUCAUGGGAUGGAGCGGACGCUACACUCAUGCUUAUUCUUACUGUCCUGGCGCGUCUUAAUGUAAUAGUAGCGUUUAAUUCUGGCCAUCAGUACGCAUUUGAAUUAAUCCCGACUGAAGUACGCGCACAAGGCGUGUCUGUAAUUCACGUCGCGGGUUUUGCGGCGACUUUUUUCAGUCCACAGAUAUUGUAUCUCGCCGGGUGGUGGCGCCCUCUGCCGGAGAUCAUUGUAGGUGUGUUGUUAAUAUGCGGAGCAGGGGCGUGUCUAUUCUUGCCAGAAACACUCGCUAGAACACUUCCGGUUACGUUGGAAGAUGGCGAAUUGUUCGGGGAGGAUGAAGGCGUGUUUGAAUUCGCUUGUUUUGGUAAUAACUUGUCAGAGAGUAGAAAUGUUUUAACAAAAACAUGAAUCAAAUUUCCAAGUAUUAAAUCUAUUGUUUAAGUUAUCUCAUAUUUUAUAAUAUUAAUACAUAUUUUAGUUUUUCACAUAUGUAUGAUUAAUUACAUAUCUCAAAAUAUUUCACAUUA